AUGGAACUCAACUCCCCGUCGCGAAGAGACGGCAUCUCUCUCAGCAAGGAGACCCAGUUGUGCUCUCAGUACUCCUAUAUUCGCCAUCUCGGCUCCAAGCUCAGACUCCCUCACCUCGCCAUUGUCAAGGCCCUCGUUUUCUGCCACCGUUUCUACGCUCGUCAGUCCUUCGCCAAGAACGACUGGCACGCCGUCGCUACCGCCUGCGUUCUUCUCGCCAUUAAAGUGGAGGAGUCGCCGCGCUUUCUAAAGGACGUCGUCAAUGAGGCAUAUCGUCAUGAGAUCCAGGACUACGUCGCCGACCAAAUGUUGCGGUCGACUAUCAAUCUUCAUGAUAUGAGAGAAAGAGAUGAGUUCUUCAGAGAAAAAGGGCGUGUUACUAACGACCAAAAGAAGGAGUUGAUCAUAGCUGCGGAGGGACUUGUUCUGAGAACAAUGGGGUUUGAUCUCAACGUUCAACUUCCUUACAAGACUCUUGUUGCUGCCCUCCAUAGAUUGCGUGAGGAGAAGAUCACUGGCUCUGGGCACCCUCAGUUUACUAAAGUAGCAUGCAGUCUUGUGGAGGAUUUGCUUAGAACAUCGUUAUGCUUACGGUACGAGCCACAGUUCAUUGCUGUUGGUUCAGUGGUCGUCGCAGCUUCGGUUCUGAAGAUGAAACUUCCUGCAAAUAAAAAGUGGCUAGAGGGCCUUGAUGUUCCGCUCAAAGAGUUGAACGAGGUGAUUCAGUCGAUACAGAGGAAGUUCUCCAAAUGA
Molecule: messenger RNA, 753 nt
Organism: Argentina anserina (silverweed cinquefoil)
Lineage: Eukaryota; Viridiplantae; Streptophyta; Magnoliopsida; Rosales; Rosaceae
Product: cyclin-T1-4-like
Exons: 1
Coding region: 1-753 (250 amino acids)
Biological process (GO): positive regulation of DNA-templated transcription, elongation; regulation of transcription by RNA polymerase II
Cellular component (GO): cyclin/CDK positive transcription elongation factor complex; nucleus
Molecular function (GO): cyclin-dependent protein serine/threonine kinase activator activity
Source: RefSeq, a predicted model, not a curated record